Molecule: messenger RNA, 1054 nt
Organism: Drosophila busckii
Lineage: Eukaryota; Metazoa; Arthropoda; Insecta; Diptera; Drosophilidae
Product: sperm-associated antigen 7
Exons: 1
Coding region: 71-811 (246 amino acids)
Molecular function (GO): nucleic acid binding
Source: RefSeq, a predicted model, not a curated record
UAUAUAAAUAAACCAAAUGUUGUCGUUAAUAUAACAAAUUAGCAACUAAUAAUAGACAAUAUAUUGCGAAAUGGAUCUGCUCGACUCAAUCCUGAACUCAAUGGACGGUCCGCCAGCCACAAAUGAACAACAGAAAAAGGUUAUAAAAAAGCAACGAGAAUUGGUAGAGCGAAUGCAAAAUAAGCAAAAGGAGGAGCUGCUUCGAUUUCGAAAGUAUGUGGACGAAAGGAUGGGUCGAUUCGCCAAAGACGAUAGAGUCUACAUCGAGUUCCAGCCGAUGGACAAAGUGCAUCGCUCUGUUAUACACGAGAUAGCUGAAAAUGGUGGAUUUAUUGCCAUGAGUUUUGGCCGCGAGGACGAGAACAGGCAUUCUGUAGUUUACAAAAAGGAGCACCCGCCCAGCGAAGACGAAGUGUCAGCUAGGCGCAAUGGUGAAGGUUGGACCAAGGACGUAGCCAAAGAGUAUUCGGAGAAGCGAAAAGAACGCGUAGCACUGGAGCAAAGCCUGAACGAAAAAUAUAGUGAGGCUUCUGAUGGAGCCGCUGGCUGUUCUGGUCAAAUAAAGCCAGCAUCUAACUACAAAGCCAAAUAUGCUCACCUCAUUGGCGAAUCAGCGGCACUUCAAGCAGCACGAAAAACAGAAACAAACCAAAGCUAUGGCUUUGUGCCCAGUAAAAAUAAAAAGGACAUGCGUUCCAUUGAGCAGACAUUGGCCGACAUACAGGCCAAAAAGAAAUUGAAACUACAACAGCAGCAUGAGCAGGACCUGGCAGAGACAGACAUACUGAUACCUGCGACUGAACAGCAAUAAGAUCAACAUCAAAUCAACAUAUUUUCCAAACGUUAAUAGUAAGACUACACAUAUUGUUUGUAUGUACAUACAUACAUAUGUACAUGUUUUGUUAGAUACGCAGUCGAGCAGGGUUAAUGUUAAUGCCUACAUGCGUGUUUGUAUGUACAUAUGUUAAAACGCAUCGACUGUGGUUGUUUAGAUAAAGUUAUAUACAUAUGUAAACUGCAGUGUCCAAUUAGCAAUUUCUAUUUAUAUAAUAAA